AUGUAUGUCCCAUUUAUAAAUGAGAAUUAAAGAAUUUAGAAAUCAAUAUACAAAGAUAAAAUAUGCUUAGCAAUUGCAAUUAGUUAGGAUAAUAGAUUAAUAUAUUCUGGAUGUGAUGAAAAAAUUUUAGUACAUAUGUUUAAAUAAGGAAUUGUAAAAUAAUUGAAAUAUUUGAAUUAACAUGCUGCUGAAAUAUCUACUCUAAAUAUUUGCAGAAAGAAUCAUAAUAUUGUUUCAGGGUCUCUUGAAGGCUCAAUUGUAAUUUAACCAUAUUCUUUGAUUGCAUCAUCAAAAUAUAUAUAAAAGUUGAAGGGCCAUGAUGAUAUUAUGUGUUUAGCAAUAAGUCCAAUAAUGGAAGACUUUUUAGUUACAGGUAGUCGUGAUAACUAAAUUAAAUUAUGGUCAUCCAUCAACCAAUAAUAUUCAUGUUCUUAAACUAUUAUUGAUCAUAAUAAUUGUGUAUGUGGAUUAUCAAUAAAUUAAUCAGAAAAUUAAAUUAUAUCUUGCAGCUUAGAUUAAAUGAUUUUGAUUUUAGAAAAGAUAAAAACAAUUAACUAAUAAACUGGGUUUUAUUAUAAAAAAUCGAUGUUAAUUAAUUUGGGUAUCGAUUAUGUAGUAUAAAUAAUUCAAUUUUUGUUUUUCAACCCGAUUCAUACGAAGAUUAAAAAUUGUAUAUAUACUCUAUUACUCAAGAUAAAUAAUUUGUCAAAAGUAGCGAAUUUUCGAUAAAAAAUGAAGGGAAUGCCUGCUAUUAUUUUUUUCCUUCACAAUUUAACUUGAAAAAAAAUAUACUUAUUAUCAAAAAUAAAAAUAAUAUAAACGUGAUUAAAGUUUAAUUAUCAACAAGCCAAAAUAUACAAUUAAAUUUAAAUUAAAUAAUAGGUUUUGGUGAUAACUGUAUUUUCGGAACUUUAAGUUUUGAUGGAGAAUAUUUAAUAACUUGGGAUGAAAAUUCUAGAUAAAUUUAAAUUAGAAAAUACUAAGAGAUGUAAUAAAUUAAUUGA
Messenger RNA from Paramecium sonneborni, 1004 nucleotides. NCBI's taxonomy places the organism in Eukaryota, Ciliophora, Oligohymenophorea, Peniculida, Parameciidae. The record is from the annotation of a GenBank genome assembly.